Molecule: messenger RNA, 4762 nt
Organism: Cynoglossus semilaevis (tongue sole)
Lineage: Eukaryota; Metazoa; Chordata; Actinopteri; Pleuronectiformes; Cynoglossidae
Gene: lrsam1
Product: leucine rich repeat and sterile alpha motif containing 1
Exons: 25
Coding region: 392-2617 (741 amino acids)
Cellular component (GO): cytoplasm
Molecular function (GO): protein binding
Source: RefSeq, a predicted model, not a curated record
UCUUCCCAUCACUAGUGUGCUGUCUUUCAUCCCAUUCAAGGUAGCAUUGUGGAUGUCAUUUACACCGUCCAGCCUGUAGAUGGUGACGUGCAGCUUCUAACUGAUGUUAGUUGCCCUAAAAGAAGAACACGGGCACGGUAGGAGCAUGAUCAGCUGGAGACUGUUUGUACUCUCAACUCCCUCUUUGAUAAGAAGAAAAGGCCGUGGACUGACUCUGGCCAUAUCAGCUUCAUGUUAGCCGUUAGUCUGUGCUGCUGUUGGAGCAGAAGGACUUCAGCUGGAGAAGAGGAGGAGGAGGAGCAGGGAGACAACAUCACUCGACCUUCAUCUGAAGUGCAACUGAUUGUGUAGUGGAUACAGAGAGGAAAACAGUGACCAAAAAAGUUCCAGAAUGCCUCUGUUCUUUAAGAAGAAGAAGCCCAGCGAUGACUCUCAGAAACGACUGGAGUAUCAGCUCUGUCGGUCUAAAGAAGCGGGCGCUGAUGACAGCCUGGACCUGUCUUGCUGUGAGCUCUCUGAGGUUCCCUCCAGUGCAUUUUCUAUCUGCCGAGUCCUCCAGAAAAAGGUUUUAAUCCUUCAUACCAAUGAGUUAAGGUCCCUGCUGCCCAAGGGUAAUGACAUCAGUAAUCUUGACACUCUGAAGGUUUUGGAUCUUCAUGAAAAUAAACUCACCUCUCUUCCAGAAGACAUUGGGAAACUGACGUCACUGCAGAUUCUGAAUGUGGACAAAAACCGCUUGAAAAGCCUGCCAGACUCCAUCGGGAAUUUAGAGCUCCUACAAACACUGAGUGUGAAAGGUAACCAGUUAAAUGAGCUGCCCUCAUCAGUUGGCUCCUUAAAGAGCCUGCGCACCCUGGACCUGAGCGAUAACCACAUCCUCCAGCUCCCUAAAACCUUGGCCUACAUCCGAACACUAGAGAGCCUGACUCUGGACACCGCUGUGAUGACCUACCCACCUGUGUCGGUGUGUACAGAGGGCACAGAGAGCAUCCAACGCUUCCUGUGCUCAGAGCUGGGUGAAGAAUACUGCCCUCCAUCUCAGUACCUUUUGCCAGUGCUGGAGAGUGACUGCAGUAGACAGAACUGUGACCACUUGGAUGGUGUGGAGGAGACCUGGAAGAACAAAUUCAGUGACUAUGAAAAAAGAAAGGAGCAGAAGCAGAAGGAGAAAAUAGCUUUUGAACGACACCUGGAGGAGAGGCAAAAGGAACACACUCAGCUUGUGCUCAUGAGUUCAUCAUUCAAGGAAAACAUCCUCAACUCAGUGCGACUGGAGCAGGAACGUCUGGAGCAGGGAGUGUGCCAGCAGCAGAGGGCUCAGGAGGUUGAGAGGCUGCUGGUGCUGGAAAAGGUCCGACAGGCUGAGGACAGCAUCAGCAGCCGCAUCAGCAACAUGCUGAUCGACAACCAACGGCAGAAUAAAAACACAGAGUUUCUGCAAGCCAUGGAGGAGGAACGGAUCCGUAUGGAGCAUCUUACCGCAAUCACACAGGAAGAAACUGAUUUACUGCGCAAAAGGGAGGUGGCAGCGGCCAUGCAGCAGAUGCUAUCGCACAGCUGUGCUGUCAACGUUCUCCAGGAAGCCAAUGACAACCGCAGACGUAGCCUGAUGUCCGAGGCCUGCAGGAGGUCAGAGACACACAUGCUUAUGGAGACUUUGGACAAAAAGUUUGACAAGAUGUUGUCCCUCCAAGCGUUGGACAAAUCUAAAGCCAUUGCCCAAAUCUUGCAGGAGGAGGAGAUUCAGAAAGCUGCUUUCCAGGCUCUGCAGCUACAGAAAGAUGCUGUUCAUGGCUACUUACGCAACCAGAUCAAACUCAUAGAGAAUGAGCUAAUGCUGCUGACCAAACUGGAGGUUAAAAAACGCAACCUGGAUGCUGAGACCCUGCAGGAGGUUCUGGUGGAUCAGCGCACAGCUCUCAGUGAUCUGUUGCAGCAGCUGCUGAAACAGAAGAAUCAGAGAGAGCAGGAGCUGCAGCAGAUUCUGUCUGAGCUGCAGCGUAAAAGCGAGUCGAGUCAGGAGAACUACUGGAUGAUCCAGUAUCAGAGGCUGCUGGAUGCUAAGCCCAUGUCCCUGCGCAUGCAGGAAGCAGGCGUUGAAAAGGAGUUGGUCAACCUGCUGUACAAACUGUCCGCUCAGCAUUACCUGCCCCUGGUGGCUCACCACAGGAUAACGGCUGAGGUCCUUCGUCAAAUGAGCUCUGCUGACCUGAAGAAGAUUGGUAUCAAUGGAGUGGGAAUCCAGAAAGCUCUUCUCAGCUGGGCCCAGGGUUUCCAACCAGAAGACGGUCCUCAGGCCGCGCCUCUGAAGGAAGUGGAGGAAGAAGCCAUGCCCUCAGCUCCACCUGAGCCUUCUCCUCCCUCCGUAUCCUCCAUGUCAGCUACCUACUUCCCUAGCCCACCACCCACCCCUGGGACACCCGUCACCCCUGCGGCGUCCAGCCCUGUGGAGGCACCAGGCAGCUCUGAGUGUGUGGUCUGCAUGGAGAGUCAGUCUCAGGUUAUUUUCCUGCCCUGUGGUCACGUGUGCUGCUGUACGGUGUGUAACGAAGCACUGCAGAACUGCCCGAUGUGUCGGGCCAACAUUUCCCAGCGUGUACUCCUCUACCGCAGCUGAAGUCGCUGCUCCUCUGCACCUGCUGUGACCGAAGACCGCACAUGAGACAAAUGGAGUCUUUUAGUUUCUGCCUGCAGCCUGUGAGUUUAGAGAUGAAAGUGGAUUAUAUUCCAAAAUCUCCAAAUACUAGAAUUUUUAAAAUAAAUCAUUUUAUUUAACACUAAUUUUAUUUUAUUUUUCUAUAAUGCAGUUAUGAGAGACUUAUAUACAGUACAUACUUCCUGUCAGGUAAGCUAGACAUCAUGUCAAUAAUAUGACAUAAAUUAUGUUUGUAAUAAAAAAAUUGAAAUCAAUUUAAAUGAGAUGGAAAAUAAGUGGGUAGAAUGAUUAAAUAUCUAAAAAUGUAUUAAAUAAAUUGAAAUUUUCAUUUUAGGAAAUUGGCUAAACAUCUUAUAAUAGACAUAAAAAAGGACUAUCCCACAAAAAUGAAAAAUAUUAUAUACAUAUAUAUAUUAUGUGUAUAUAUAUUUGAGGGAAAGGUCUCUGACCACAUACCUGGUACAAAUCCUGACUAUUUCAUUUCUCCUAACAGUGACAUUAUCCUAUUUAAUAACAAACAUGCGACUCGAGAUGUUACAGUAAGUCAGUGAUUCCCACUGCACGUGAUUGACAUAAAGAAGUCUUACAGUGCACCACUGAAAAAAAAUUCCCAAAAGUUUAUGAAUUGAAAUAUGAUAUUCUUUUUUCAAUGAACUUACACUUUACUUCCUUGAGGUAAAACCUGGGCCUGUUUAAUUAAACGUAUCACUGAUAUGCCCGUAGGAAUUGAAGAAAGACACACAACAGCUCUGAGUCUCUUUUUUUUAAAUUUAUAACCAUUUGCUUCCACCUAGUGGAAUAGUAGUUAUGUAUGUUCUGCCUUUUUACAUAGACAAACAAGAACAUUAUUUACUGUAGAUGAAUAAUAGAUUUCAGACCAAGAAAGUCCAGUUGGAUCAUUUUCAAUGGUACAACUGAUGAUGUCUCGUGGCACAUGAGUUGCAGCACAGUGUUUGGGAAUCACUGCAGCAAGUGACUGAUACAGUAUUAUGCACAUUAAGAAAGAUAGAAAAAAUUAUAAAGAACUACAGUAAUGGUCAAAGUCAGCUUUAUUGUCAAUACCUUCACAUGUACAGAACAUACAGAGGUAUCGAAAUUACGUUCCUCACCUUCCCGUGCGCUGACAGACAUAGACAAUACUGAACGAAAAACAUUAAGGUGCAAUAACAAUAAGGUGCAUGUGUAGCUUUAAGGUGCUGUAAGGUCUGUAAAAAUAUAUACAUGAGGUACAUAAUAAAUAUAGUAAUAUAAUUAGCAGCAGAUGAGGUGGUAAUAGUGCAUUUUAUGGCAUUUCAACAGUGCAGUGGAUAUGUAAAAGAGGCAAAGGUACAGGUGGAUGGUGGUGAGUACGGAGUAAUAUCUACGGUAUCUGAUAUUUAUUCCAGUAUUCAUUUUAUCUUAACAAAGUGUAAAUAACAAUAUUUUAAUGUUUUUAUUUUAAAAAAAUUUAAUUUAAAAAUGUGGGCAGUAUUAGACCAGCUGUCCAUUCAAAUAGGAAAAGUAAUGAGUAAACUUUACAUGUCUAAGCCUCAAAGGUUGAGGUCUGCAAACAGAAGACUACAUCCAGCUCCAUGUACGGUCCACGACUACAGAACACUGUGUUUAUGCAUGUUUAUAAAGAUGCUGUGAUUGAACUUUAACUUUAAUGAGUAUAGAGAAGGUUUAGAAAGGACCAACUGUCCUUCAUUCACCCUCACCUACAGUACUUUACUAUAUAUUCUAAGAAACACAUUUUAAAUGUUCUGUCAUGUUACCAGCUUUAAAGCAUUUCUGACUUUUUUUAUUGUAUACAUUUAUCUAACAUGUGCCUUCUACAACCUGUCACUUUUGUUUUCAAUUAUAUAAAUAAAUAUUGUUCACAAUGGCUGCCUGUAUAUUCCCCAUGCUGGAAUACUGUAUACAUUACACGAAAUAGUGUAAUGUACUGUUGGGAACCCUUUCUGCAGUUCGUUUGCUUGAGGAAUGGUUCCCUGUAGUGUUAAUGGCUCUCCCUAAGUUGUACCGAAUGUCCUUCUCUGUAAAAAUGCAAAACCUUUUCUCACUUUCAUGUGCAUAUACCUUUAAAAUGUAGACCUGUCUAUAAAUAAAGAUUUUAUUUGCCAAGUC